AAAGACAGGGAAGGAGGAGGUCUGUCUGAACUCCGCCCACGGUCUUGGAUCAUCUCGCAUUCCUUCUUUACGGCCCCUCACGCUGUGGAUAGAGAGAGAAAAAGAAAGAGAAACGCAAGACGGGCACUCGGAAGAAGGAGAAAGGCAGUAGCGCAACGACCAUGGCAUUAUCCACAACGUCUCAGCAUGAGAUAGUGUCCGACCACAGAGCACUUCUGCCAUCGUCGACCACAGCACGGAGCACGCAGACGCACAGUCGACAGACUCCUAAUGAUGAAUGAGGAGUUGUACCUGGGCCGCGGACAAAAUGAGGGUCAUCUUCAUCCAAAACGCCGGUUUCGUCGCAGCUUUUUCGCCUUUCUCGUGAUGUUGGCAGUGUGUAGGACGACAGAUGAUGUGAACGAGAUAGAAUUAACCAUAGACAGAUUGCGCCAGUCAAUUAAGGAGUGAGGAGAGCAGAUUUUUUUCCUUUAAUUGGAUAGAGCUUGCAGUUUUAUUGUAGCCAGUAUCUUGGAAUCGAAAGCAUUCAGCUUUCGGCAUGCUGACUGCUGUCGAAACCUGACUACGGCUAUAUUUUAUUAUAUAUUGGCACUAUAAUUAUUCUUAUGCAGCGAUAGAGGAGCUUAUUAUGGAGUGAUCAUUUUAAACCAGUGUACUCCAUUAGUAUUGAUUAUAUAGCGAUAAUAACAUGAAUAGGUGAGAUCAAAGCCAAUUGAUCCACCAAGACAAUCUGGAAAUGUUAGUUUCCACAUGUGAUAACAUCACUAGCGUUAUUCCUUGUAAUUUAUUUAUUUAUUAUUACUAUUGUUAGGCCUAUAAGUAUUAUUGUAUCAGUUGUUUAAGUAGGUAGUUAAGAAUAUUUAACAGGGGGAAGGUAGUUUUAACACUUCCCUAGUGAAAUGGAAACCGCUUAUCUAUCGCCCCACCGGGGGACCACCCGUUCAGAGUCCCAGAGGGGCCAAAACACGGUGGGCAAGCCGGCGACGGGCGCUCCCUCCCCUGCGCCUCCAGCUCCACCUCCACCUGCCGACAGCUCACCUGAGGAGACCCCAGCAGGCGGUGAUGGACGGAGGAACUCUGGCGUGAAGAAACACCACCACAAGCACAACCUAAAACACCGCUACGAGCUGUUGGAGACGCUGGGAAGAGGCACGUAUGGCAAAGUCAAGAAGGCCAUCGAGCGGCACUCCGGCAGAGAGGUGGCUAUCAAAUCGAUUCGGAAGGAGAAAAUCAAGGAUGAGCAGGACAUGGUGCACAUCCGCCGAGAAAUUGAGAUCAUGUCAUCACUCCGCCACCCACACAUCAUCUCAAUAUAUGAAGUGUUUGAAAACAAGGACAAGAUUGUGAUUGUGAUGGAGUACGCCAGCAAAGGCGAGCUGUAUGACUACAUCAGCGAACGUCGGCGCCUGAGUGAACGAGAGACGCGACACUUCUUCAGACAGAUAGUCUCUGCUGUGCACCACUGCCACAAGAAUGGAGUGGUGCACAGAGAUUUGAAACUGGAAAAUGUGCUACUGGAUGAAAACUGUAAUAUUAAGAUUGCUGACUUUGGGCUGUCCAACCUCUACCAUAAAGACAAGCUGCUGCAAACCUUCUGUGGUAGCCCGCUCUAUGCUUCACCAGAGAUUGUCAAUGGAAGACCGUACCGUGGCCCAGAGGUUGACAGCUGGGCUCUUGGGGUGCUGCUGUAUACCCUGGUCUAUGGAACUAUGCCAUUUGAUGGGGGAGACCACAAGAACCUUAUUCGCCAGAUUAGCAAUGGCGAGUACAAAGAACCCACUCAGUCCUCAGAUGCCCGUGGACUGAUCCGCUGGAUGCUAAUGGUGAACCCUGAGCGCCGAGCCACAGUGGAGGACAUAGCCAAUCACUGGUGGGUAAACUGGGGCUGGAAGAACAGUGUGUGCGACUGCGAGACUCAGCGUGACCAUGGAGGCUCCCCCAUGCUGGCCCGUUUCAUCGACUGGCAGAACCGCACUGAGCCACGUGGUACUGGAGCCAAAGCUGCAGCCCAGCCCCAGAUGCUGCGCCAAAGACCCAAAAAGUCCAAGAAGGAAAAUGUCGAGGCGGGACAGCCCCACAGUGGAGUAGAGGACAAACCAGGUCUAAAGAGGCCCAAGGGCAUCCUGAAGACCAGGGUUACUGAGGAGCAGCAGUCUGUUGGUCUUGAAGAAGUGGAGCUAGGUCAAGCAGUGCUGCCUCAACAAGCAGAAGAUGGAGAGGAAGCCUCAAGCCCAGAUCGAGAGGAAGAGGAGCCAACUCUGGGAGGUGGCUCUCCAGCCAAGAUGGUGCCCUCUCUACCUAAGAAAGGCAUCUUGAAGAACAACCAACAGCGGGAAUCAGGGUACUACUCUUCCCCAGAGCGUAGUGAGUCCUCCGAGCUUCUAGGGGGUGCUAGUAUGUCUCUGCUAGCCACAUCCCCACCCAAAAGGCUGAUGGGGAGAAAGGGCAUCUUGAAGCGAAAUGGCAAAUACUCCACCUACAGUGGGCCACCCUCAUCAGUUGCAGUGGCGGGAGUCCUCGGUGAGCCUCCUCCCCCUACUGAUGCCGGUCUGUCCCGCAGUCAGAGUCGGCCCUCCAGUAUAGUUGGGGAGGACAGCUGCGUACUAUCCCUGUCGCCUAGCUCCCUCAGUGGGGCUGAGUGGCACCCCUCUACCACGCACCUUCGCCCAAACAUCAGGGCUUGUGUCUCGGCUGAAAACCUGCUGCAGCUUGCCAACUUCAAGGGCUUUCAGGCAGCCCCACCUCUCCAGGGACCCAAGUUCAGCCUCGGCCCGAAAACAAAGGGUUCCCCAGGGGAUAAUGGCAGCUUCUCCUUGCUGGGGGAUCUGGAGGACAUGACUCAGGUGUACCAGCAAGCCCUGGACAUCAGCAGCAACCUCAGCUAACAGACAGGUGGCAUAGAGAGAAGAAGAGGGAUUCAAACAUGACUACAUGCGUGUGUGUACGUGUGUUUGUGUGUGCACUGAAAUUUAUGUGUGGCAUUAACGACCAGUGUGUCACUGGGAUACACCUUUAGGAGGUUGUGGCUUUUCAAAUAGGGUUGAAAUCCUGAUAGAAAAGUUAGAACUGUGCUCACACACAUGCACACACAAUUGCAUGCAGUUAAAUGCACUUCUCUGGCCAGAGGAAAUUCAGUUAAGGUUUUUUGCGAACAGGAGAGAGCUGGCCACCCAGUCUGCUCUCUCAGCCUGCUGGGAGACUUUGCUAUGUUCAACAUGUUUACAUAUUCAGCAAGAAGGCAAGUUAGAAUCACAAACGCAGCAACCAGAAGCUGGUUGGCUCUCCAUGACCGCCACCCAUUUUGAAUAGGAGUUUACAAAAGCACCUUAAAAACUCACACAGAGCACAUGCUUUUGUGAUCUUUACUUUCUUUAAAACAAAGAAACAAACCAGGGUCUUGUUCCAAAAAAAAAAAAAAAGU
Melanotaenia boesemani (Boeseman's rainbowfish) is the source of this 3421-nucleotide messenger RNA. RefSeq names its product NUAK family, SNF1-like kinase, 1b (gene nuak1b). Lineage: Eukaryota; Metazoa; Chordata; Actinopteri; Atheriniformes; Melanotaeniidae. Gene Ontology annotation, biological process: intracellular signal transduction; microtubule cytoskeleton organization; protein phosphorylation. The transcript is spliced from 7 exons. Gene Ontology annotation, molecular function: ATP binding; tau-protein kinase activity; protein serine/threonine kinase activity. The record is from RefSeq and is a predicted model, not a curated record. Gene Ontology annotation, cellular component: cytoplasm. Bases 900 to 2885 code for a protein of 661 amino acids.